AAUAGCGCUGGUUUGGUUUACUACUUGCGACACACUCUGCAUACCGCCACAAAAGCUAUGGCGUCGAGAGAGCCUAGCGAACUUCUUUCUGGUAUCUCGCUUGGAAACCUGAGCAUAAGCAGAUAAAUAGUGAACAGUCAGGCUUACUGAAACAGUUACACCGAGUUAGCAGUUAAACCGAGUCAGGAUUUUCAAUAUGAAAAAACUUUCACUGCAUUCUCUGUUGAUGGUUCUUGAAAUUAUUGCAAGUUUCACUGAGACAAACGGGCAAGCUAUAGUGAACAGCGGAUGUACAACUGCGCCGGCAAGAGUUUUAAAAUUGUACAAAGGGUGGCAGUUUCGAGGUGACUGCUCGCUACUCAGUGACUACCUUCCUGUACCUGUACCCCCCUUACCCCCCUUGGGUGGGGGAUUACCCCCACCCCCUAUUAUUGACCCAGUUGUUAACAUAAAGUGCACAGUGCGGGACCAAGCUGGCAGCAUUGUUCAUUCAUAUAAUGGGACAAUUGAUAACUUCGUGCACAAGAACGUCGAUCCCUACGUCAUCGAAAGCGUGACGUCAGACUUUAAUUUGUCGUUUACCGUGAUAUCGGCAGACGGAUGUGCUACCCGGUUAUGGCAGAUCAAAGUGACAGAUUUUGUCCAGCAAAGUUGCCAGGAUUCAAAAUCUACAACGGGUUCUAUUAUCAAUCUGAACAAACCGUGUCACAAUACCCUGCUGCGGUUAACCUGCGACUUGGAACCAACGACGGACAGACCCGUUUUAGUUAAGCCUGAACAACUUAACGUUACGUGGUAUCGGAAUUGUGAGCCCAUAACUAGAGACGAACAGCAGAUACAAGAGGAUAGGCACGGAUUUCGAAUCAACAAUUUGCUACUUUCAACGUAUACGACUUCUGCAUACCACGACUUUGCGGCCGAUUACAGCUGCGCAGUGAUGCAAAACGGGCACACACGGUACAUCAGACAUUUUAAAAUUUGUGUAAAACCUCCUACGGAUGCAAAUCAGAUACCUGUUACCACCGCUGAAGAGCAGGAAGUGACGUCAGACUUGAACAAAAACGUCACACUCACGUGUCAUGGGUCCAUUCCCCCGACAUAUCCAAACACAAGAAUGGGAUUUUAUUGGGAAAAAGUUCUUCAAAAUGGAACACGAGAAAGAUUAUGCGCCCUUUCCCAAACAGUCGGUGGAUCUAGUCAUAACAACUGCACAGAGAUUUCAGGUGCGACAAACUCAAGUUCGGUUUGUGCUAGUGACCCGGGUUUCAAAACACCAAACUGUACUGAUUUUACCCGCGAAAGAUUUACAAUACAAUUACGUAUCUCAAACGUUAUGAGUUCUGAUCUUGGCUCUUAUAUCUGCUAUGCAACGAACACACGCGGGAAGUCAUCAGCAAAUAUCACUUUAAAUGAAACCCUCUCACCACUGCCACCUAACGACGAGUUAAAGAUUAUUCUUGGAGUUGUAGUCGGUCUGGUGAUUGCAAGCGUGCUUUGCAUUCUUAUCGUCAGAUAUUUUAUCACCGAUUUUCAGACAAUUUGGAAAAAAUACUUUGCUUCUUACGAACGAUCCGUUAAGGACCAUGCCGCGUUUUUCUCUUACUCAUUGAGCCAUGACGGAAAUCACGUGAUCAGACAGCUCAAUGAUUGGUUCACCUCGAAAUCGUAUCGUGUUUAUGACGAAAACAAAGAGGACAGUGGAGGUCUUAGAUACACUGGCGCAAAGCAAAAUAUCCAAAUGAGCCAUCGUGUUGUUAUUGUCCUCACCGAUGCUUAUCUAGAUGAUGAAAACGCGUUGUUUCACACACAAACGGCAAUUCUUGAACUUGUACUGAACGACGCUGUGAUUAUAUUUAUCGAGACCCCGAAUAUAUGGAAGCGAAUUAAAAUGGACCCGUCUUUUCGAUCACUUCAGAUGGCUAUGGAACAUCGUCGUAAUCACGUAAUUCGAUGGAAGGGUUCAGACGCGGAAAGUCAGCAUAAGUUUUUCAAGAAGCUCGACAUUGUUAUGCCUAAACUACGAAGAAUGCCAAUCGUGAUACAGAAUGUUGACGUUCGGGUUUGAGACCAACAGAGGUUGGAAAAGAAAAAUAUCUCCUAGUGGCUAUUUUGGUUGAACACUUUGUGUAAGGGUGCGACAUGGCGGUUGAUAGCCCAAUCUGCAGAGUAUGGCUGUUCCUGACAAGAUCUUGCGCGUGCAAGACGGUUAUUUUUCGCAUGCACGCGUGCUAUCAUCAAAAAUCGGCGUGCAAACCACGUACAUUUCCUAGCCACAAUAGGAAAUCCUACUUAAUUUAAUACGUAUUUUUUCAUUGUUUAAUUAACUGGCUUGUGUGGGACAAAUUAUGGCGUGCAUAACCCCAAAAAAGUUUGCUCAUGCACCAUACUCUGCAGACUGGUUGAUAGCCACAGCAGACCAGCGGUCUAACUCUUAUGAGAUGCAAUUCAAAUUAUUCUGUAAGACUUUGAAUCCAUUACCGUACACCGUUGCGAAUUGCUAAAGAAACAGUGUAAAAAUUGUUGCAGAUUUUAAGCCAAAAAUUAGAAUGUUUCGUUUAUUUUUUGUCAUUUGAAUCAAGUGCACUUAUUUCGUUGUUCCAUAAUGUUUUAGUUCUGUUUUUAUGUCCUGUUUAUUUUCAAGUUCCUUUUUAUAAGAAUAAUUAUAAAGCUACCAAAAAUUGAUUUGCCAAAUUACUCUGACAAUCAGUAUUGUAGCAUAAUCUUAAUUCUGACAUCCUUUAUGUUAUUUUUAUGAAUUAGUAUUUGCGCCUUAAAAUUUACAUUGCUUUUUCUAAACCGCUGCGACUGAUUUUGUUUAUAACGUGCUACAGAUGCGUCAAAACUGAAUAAACAUUUUACAAAAAAA
This is a messenger RNA of Ciona intestinalis (vase tunicate), 2866 nucleotides long. NCBI's taxonomy places the organism in Eukaryota, Metazoa, Chordata, Ascidiacea, Phlebobranchia, Cionidae. The record is from RefSeq and is a predicted model, not a curated record.